AUGUGGCGCAGCCGUCGCGUGGACUACUCGCUCGCGUCCGAGAUCGUCUCCUUCCUGCGCACGCUCCUCAUCGCGCCCGACUGGCAGCCGCUCCUCGCCGAGAAGCUGCGGACGAACCUGUCGGCCCUCUCGGCCCUCGUCCAGUCGCUCGGGCAGAGGAUCGCGGCCUCGGCCAAGGACAAGGACAAGGGCAAGGCGACGGGCGCCAGUGCCGAAGGAGGCCAGAACGCCGAGCUGGCCGGCCAACAGCGGAUCAUGGCCGUGCUGGCAGUCCUGGGCGGCUGGAACGAGGAUCUGCGCGUGGGCGGCAAGGUCCGCCUCCGAGGAGAGGCAAGGCCAGACAACGCGGGAGAGAGCACCUCUGCUACCGUGGGCACCGUGAUCAGUUUCCUCAGCCCGUCUACGGUCAAGGUCCUGUUACGUGCAACGGACAACGACGCGCAGGAACGGCGGAUGCGGACCUACGCUGUGGACGAGCUCACACCCGUGACCGAGAUUGAGCUGCCCUCGGGCAUCUUUUCGCUCACAGAGGACACGCUCGGUAUCAUGCACUCCUUCCUCGAGAAAUCGAACGCGUGCCUGUAUGCGGAGGAGGCAACCGGCACCGACCCGUCGCCCGCAACGCUGCUCUACGCGCAGAUUCGCUCGCGCCUGCUCAAGGCCGAAUUGUUGAUGAGCUUCGUAGGGCUGCCGCGGGAGUUCUGCAUUCACGCACUCCUCCACAACAACGACAAUGUGGAAGAGGCGGCGUCGUGGUCCUUCGACAACUUCAACAAUUGGAGCGCGGAGCAGGCCCAUGCGCAGGCGCUCAGCAUCCAACAGGAACGGCGCAGCAGCCACUCCGAUGAGAGCUUUGACAGCAGCUCCAGCAGCAGCAGCAGCAGCACCGGAAUCAGGUCGAUCGACUACCCCGGCGAGGCCUAUGCCUUUGUCGACGACGCUGUGGAGUCAUUCUCCGCUCGCCAUGGCACCAUCGUCGCCGCGUCUACGCCCCUGGAAGUGUCGCGUCUCCGAGUCGGCACCAAGUGCGUUGUCACCGAUCGCGCGGUCGAUGCCACCGACCUCACCGGAUGGGUCGACGCCAAAUACCGGGCCUACCUGGCCCAACCCAUACCCGACCUGCGCCAAGCCGGCGAAGACGGCAGCGCCGCCGGCGAUAUCAUGCACAUCCUCUGGGCGCAACUCCAGCGCCUCUGCAGGACCGGGGAGACGGAUUUCCUGGACCUCCUGCUGGCCGAGUCGGCCAGUCUUCUCAAGGAGUCGGCGGCCUUCUCCAGCCGUCAUGCUCUGGUCAGCGAGUCCGAGCACCCGCACGGAACGGAGGACUUUGUCAAGGAGUUUGCCAUCCCCGACGCCAUGGGCCUGGUCGUCACCUUCGAUCGACGCUGCAAGCUGUCCGACGCCGACUCUCUGACGAUCUAUCUCGACGAAAAGCGCACCAAGCCUCUGCGACGCUUCACCGGCACUUCGCUGUCCCAAUUCCACCCGGUGGUCAUCGCCAGCAAUCGCUUCUGGCUGCAGUUCCAG
This is a messenger RNA of Acanthamoeba castellanii str. Neff, 1527 nucleotides long. RefSeq lists its product as uncharacterized. The annotation marks the transcript as partial. Gene Ontology annotation, molecular function: protein binding. The transcript has 7 exons. The record is from RefSeq and is a predicted model, not a curated record. Lineage: Eukaryota; Discosea; Longamoebia; Acanthamoebidae.